CCCCUCCCUCCUCUCUGUCCCUCUUUUUCCCCAACUCCCACUGGUUUUGUUCAGUGACCAGCACCGAAGUCCUCUGUCAUCUCUCUCCGCACCUCUCUCUCUCACACACACACACACACACACACACUUUUCCCCUGCGUGUAUCGCACACCCUUGAUUUGGUCAGUUGGAUCCUAACUCUUUCUCUGGCCCAUUGGAGCAUCCAUUUUGCUGCAUCUGGGAUGGACUGUGAGGAUCUCCGGGCAGGCUAGAGUCUGUGAAGCCUGGAGGCUUGCAGGACUAUCUAUAUAAUAGGCUAGGUUUGGACUACAACUACUCUACAGCCCUCUUCUUCAGUGUGUAAAAGAGUGUUUGUGUGUGUGUGGUUGAGUGUGACUGUGUGUGUGUGUGUGUGUGUAUGUGUGUAUGUGUGUGUGUGUGUGUGAGGCCAUUCUGUGAUUGCGUAUGGGACAGAAGAGAGGGGAUGGACGCGUGUGGAACCUCGCUGGUGCUGAUUCUGCUGUUUUGGCUGGGUGCAGGGAGUCGGGCAGCCGAUAUAUAUUGGACAUACUCAGGUCAGAUGGGCCAGCCGCAGUGGUCGGAGUUCUUUCCUGACUGCGGCGGGUCGGGUCAGUCCCCCAUCAACGUGGACUCAGCCCAGACCAAGUUCGAGCCCAGGCUGCCAGCGAUCCGGCCGCUGGGCUACAGCCAGCACAGCAACGAGCCCUUCACCCUCUCCAACAACGGCCACACGGUGGUGAUGCCCUUACCCAGCUGGAUGGGCAUAGGCGGGUUGCCAUGGCAAUUCAGUGCGGUCCAGCUCCAUCUACACUGGGGCAACGGGGCGAGUGUGGCGACAGGCAGUGAACACACCAUCAAUGGACGCAGCACUGCAGCCGAGCUCCACAUUGUCCACUAUAACUCCGAGUUGUAUGAGAAUAUCUCCAUGGCGAUGACUCAGCGGGAUGGUCUGGCGGUCCUGGGAGUUCUCAUGGAGGUCGGUGAGGAAACAAACCAGGCAUACGCCAACAUCAUCAACUACCUGAGCAGAAUAAGACAUGCAGGUGACAAAGUGACUAUCCCUGCGUUCGACAUCCAGACCCUGCUGCCCAAAGACCUGCGGAGCUACUAUCGCUACAACGGCUCUUUGACCACCCCGCCCUGCUACCAGAGCGUCCUCUGGACCGUCUUCCAGGAGACUGUCAAACUGUCUCUGCCCCAGCUGGUGAAGCUGGAGACGCUGCUGUACUCCACAGAAGAGGGGAGCUCUGAUCCCUUGGUGCUCCAGGACAACUACCGUGCCACCCAGCCACUCAACCAGAGGGUGGUCCUCGCCUCUUUCAAACACACAGGGGUCAAAGUCUACAAUGCAGGUGAAAUUGCAGCGAUAGUGAUGGGAUCACUGUGUGGAUGCGUGGGCCUUGCAGUGAUCAUUCGCUUCAUAAUAAAGACCAUACGCUCCACGUCCAGCUGGGACGUCCUCCCCAGCGUCAGGCCAGCGCCCUCAUCCAGAAGUAAAGAUAUGGAGAAGGCACUGAAGCAAGACAUGGCUUUAAAGACAGCCACCGAGUCCAGCAAAUCAGCAGAGCCCACUCAGUCUGAACCCUGAACUUUGACCUCUCACCACAUCUUUCUUGCUCUUUGCAUGAUCCAGAGCCCUCCUUCCUUCUCUUAUCUCUUCAUCCUCCCAUUCUCACCACUCCUCCAUUUCUCUCUCGGUUUCUAUCAACCAAGUCUAUAUAUACUCUGCUGUAUAUAUUCCACCCUGCUCAUUUCUCUCUUUCUCUCUCUUUGUCUCUCUUCUCUCUCCUCGUCUGUUCCCCUCUCUCCCCUGGCCAGUGGUAAGCAUGUCUGUGUAAUUGGUUAUUUAAAUGUCUCUCUUGAACUGAUGUCAGGUUGGAUCGAUGGUCUUAGUUACUGUGUGCUUAUUAUCAUUCUGUACAUACUCUACUGUGAACAUCUGUAAUAAACUAAUGCUGUGACCACCA
Messenger RNA from Alosa alosa (allis shad), 1967 nucleotides. It is a transcript of the gene ca14, whose product is annotated as carbonic anhydrase XIV. Bases 398 to 1588 code for a protein of 396 amino acids. Gene Ontology annotation, molecular function: carbonate dehydratase activity; zinc ion binding. NCBI's taxonomy places the organism in Eukaryota, Metazoa, Chordata, Actinopteri, Clupeiformes, Clupeidae. The record is from RefSeq and is a predicted model, not a curated record. The transcript has 12 exons. Gene Ontology annotation, cellular component: plasma membrane.